Molecule: messenger RNA, 2948 nt
Organism: Passer domesticus (house sparrow)
Lineage: Eukaryota; Metazoa; Chordata; Aves; Passeriformes; Passeridae
Gene: CFI
Product: complement factor I
Exons: 12
Coding region: 937-2724 (595 amino acids)
Biological process (GO): proteolysis
Cellular component (GO): membrane
Molecular function (GO): protein binding; serine-type endopeptidase activity
Source: RefSeq, a predicted model, not a curated record
GGGCACUGCUGCGGGCAGCCAGCCGCUGCGAUGGAUCGAUGCGAGUCCUCUGCGCAAGGCAAAUGUCGUCCCAACAAGCGCUUCCUUCUGUGCUAAACGUGCACUUCAUGAUGGGCUUUUCGCAAGGAUUAGAGUGAACAUUGAAUGUGUUGUGUUAGAAAGUUGUGCUGUGUUAAUUUUCUUAAGCAGUGUGUUAAGCAUAGUUUUAGGUUAUAACGUAAUGUUAAAAUAGAAACUGUGCUAUGUAAGAUACCUUUUUUAAAGAGAGGACUCGCAGCAGAUAGCAGCCACAGGACACCUACAUCUUUCAGAGAAAGAGAAUUUAUUGCUCCCUUAUCAGCAGAAAACGAGCUUCUUCCCACCUCGCCCAGACAUGAAGACAUAGGCUUAAGAGGAAGAAGUUGACAGAAUCCUGGUUUGAAUGGGAUUUGUGCAUCAUGUAUGAGAUGUAUGAAUAUGCAACAGGCGAUUGUUUAUAAGGGUUAAUCCUCUGUUAAUGGGUGUCCUUCUUCGGGCUUGUGUUGCCCAGAAAAGGUACCCAGAUGUCCGCAUCUCUUUGUUUUUAUUGUCUCAUGUUGUCCUAAUCUCAAUUGUUCAAAUUUUAUUACUCUAAUUAUGUUACUGUUGUUACAACCAUUUCAUUACGAUUAAACUUUUAAAAAUGUUAAAAACUAGUGACUGGCAUUUUUCACACUUUUAAUAAUUUACUUCAAGGGCUUCACUUCUUCUGUCAUCCAAUACGAUAAAACCAGUUAAGGCAGGAUCUUCUGAAGAGAUCAGAUUUAUCGGUUCCUAGUUGAGGCUCCUGUACUUUAUUUCUAAACACACUUGAAAAUAUUUUUCUAAUGGUUAAAAAUUAAACCCAAAUCUAACAGCUGACAUUCAAAAGAAUCCCAGCCAGAGCAAUUAGUCUAGGAAGAGAGAUAAAAUUUCAUCAUGCGAAUGCUCCCAGUUUGCUUGGUUUUCUUGUGUCUCUUUUGUCUUUGUGGAUCAGAGAAUGCAGCAUCUAAUGCUGAAAAAAAACAUCUUCAACAGGUUAAGCCUGCCCAGCCAGCUGAGCAAGACAACUACCUCAUAGAAGAAUGCUUGGGCAACCAAUACACCCACAAGUCCUGUAAGAAAGUUUUUUGUCACCCAUGGGAACGAUGUGUGGAGGGAAAAUGCCUGUGCAAGCUUCCCUACCAGUGCCCAAAGAAUGGCUCUGCAGUUUGUUCUACCAGUGGAAAGAACUUCCGUACUUACUGUCAGCUGAAGAGCUACGAGUGCCAGCAACCCAAAGCAAAGUUUCUGCACAGGGGAACAUGCAAGCCUGAAGAAACAUUUUCAGUGUCUCUGGGUCAAGGAGAUUCCAGUUUGCUUCGAGUAAAACCUGUGAAUCGUAAGGAGGACAGUUUUGUGUGUGCUAGUGAAUGGACUAUGAAUGAAGCAAAUGUGGCUUGCAGGCACCUUGGCUUUGAAUUAGGUGCUGAAUAUUACCAAGCCACUUCCAGCAUCACAGAAUCUGCCUUAAAUUCAUUAAACUGUCUGCAAAUAAGUUGCAGGGGCCUAGAGACAAGUCUUGCUGAAUGCCACAUAGUGAUGAAAUCAAGAGAUAGUAAUGAGGGACUGGUUAGCCUGCAGUGCCAUGAAAAUCUCAGAGAUUGUUCAGAUGGGGAGUUUCAGUGUGUCAACAAGAAGUGCAUUUCUCUGAAUAAAACCUGUGAUGGGAUCAAUGACUGUGGAGACCUGAGUGAUGAACUGUGCUGUAGAGAGUGCAGAGAAAACAGUUUCCACUGCCGGUCAAAUAUCUGUAUUCCAAAUAAGAGUGUCUGCAACAAAGAAAUCGACUGCCUCACAGGAGAGGAUGAAGCUGGAGCUACCUGUGCAGGCAAAGAAGAAGGUGCUGAAAAUAACAGUAUGGAUAAAGAAAGAAAAAUUAUAAAGACACUUCUUCCCCAAGUGCACUGUGGUGUUAGGAAUCACACACUAACUCGACGGAAAAGAAUUAUAGGUGGAGAGAUUGCUGGAAAGGGUGAAUUCCCUUGGCAAGUGGCAAUUAAAGACACCAGCAAUGAAGGUUCAACAGUGUACUGUGGAGGGGUUUAUAUUGGUGGCUGUUGGGUUCUGACUGCUGCUCAUUGUGUCAGGGCAAAUCGAGUCCAUCUCUACCUUGUCUGGGUUGGAAUGUUGAACACAAUAGCUUACGACAAAGAGAUAGAUACUUUCAAACUAAACCAAGUGAUAAUUCAUGAAAAUUACAAUGCAUCAACGUAUGAAAAUGACAUUGCUCUGCUGGAGCUGAAAGGUUCUGGGCACGGAGAAUGCUCCGUGGAAGAAAACAGCAUACCUGCCUGUGUCCCCUGGUCAGAGUAUAUGUUUAAGACUGGUGACAGAUGCAAGGUUUCUGGAUGGGGACUAGAGAAAGGUUACACAAAACAAUUUAUCCUCAAGUGGGGAAAUGUUAAUUUAUUUCACAAUUGUUCUGAAUUGUAUCCAGGACGAUUUUUUAAAAAAAUGGCAUGUGCAGGUACCUACGACGGCUCCACAGACAGCUGUAAAGGUGAUUCAGGAGGCCCCCUGGUCUGCUUUGAUGCAGAAGACGUGGCCUACGUGUGGGGCAUUGUGAGCUGGGGUGAGAACUGUGGGGAGGCUGGUCACCCUGGCGUGUACACACAAGUUGCCAGCUAUUUUGACUGGAUUAGCCACCAUGUGUCAAGGGGCCUCAUUUCACGGUACAAUAUCUGAAGCUCAGAAAAUUAAAUGCUUCCUUCAUAUCACCUAUGCAAAAAUAGUCCUUUUCCACAAUCAGCUGUCAUGUAACUUAGCAAGAAUCAGUACAAAUCUUCAAGGAAUGUAUUUUGAAAAUUCUUAACACUCUCUGGAUACCACAUUUUUGCAGAGGCUGUGGGAAGAGAAUUUUACAGGCACAAGUCCACUGCAAAGGUCUCUAAUAAAAGCAGAUAUUAAAA